Messenger RNA from Stegastes partitus (bicolor damselfish), 1374 nucleotides. It is a transcript of the gene olfm4.2, whose product is annotated as olfactomedin 4, tandem duplicate 2. Bases 1 to 1374 code for a protein of 457 amino acids. Gene Ontology annotation, biological process: signal transduction. The record is from RefSeq and is a predicted model, not a curated record. Lineage: Eukaryota; Metazoa; Chordata; Actinopteri; Pomacentridae. The transcript is spliced from 5 exons.
AUGCUGCCGGUUCUGCUGCUGCUCCUACCAGCCCUCAGUCCGGCUGUGGCCUGGAUUCCAGUAAACGAUUGGGAAUCUGGAAAUGUGACCGCGUCAGUGGGGGAGUCAGAUCAGUGUGUUUGUCAUGUGUACCUGCCUGACACCACCUUCCCUGCCGACCGCCUUCAGCAUGUGCAAGAAACCAGCAAGGAUCUGAUAGUGGAAGUGGACAUCCAAAUAAACAAGAUGGUGAGUUAUGAGGGCCAGCUGGAGGUCUAUCUAAACCAACUGAAGAACCUGACAGUUAGAUUGUCCAUGCUGCAGAACAGCACUGAAGAUUACAUCAAACUGGACUUUGAGUUGCUCAGGGCUGAGCUCAGAGAUUUUGAGGCUCUGGUGUCUCAGCUCAGAGACUCCCUGAGCUCCUCCUCGCCCAUAUUCGACAGUCUCUACACGGAGAUCCACAACAUGACAGACAUUGUGAACCAACUGGAGAGUUAUGACAAGAGCAACCUGGUAGUGAUCCGCGCUGAGUUUGCUGAGCUGCAGAGGAAGCUGAAGGAGUGCCAGGAGGAGCAAGAUUCAAUCCAGCCAGAUAUUGGCAACUGCAAUCAUACAGGAAUCAUGAGCAUCAGCAAACCAGUGGUGAUCCAGCUCAAUGCUCACUUGUCUCCAAGUUACCGGUACGGCGGCUGGGGAAAAGACUCCAAACCUCAACCAGGUCAUGAGUCGAUGUACUUCUAUCUUGCAAACACCUCUGCCACAGUCCAUGACUUCAGCUUGUACUCUGACUAUGAAAAUCUCAUUCUGAGGUCUCCAUUCACAACCUAUUCCUUACCAAGUUCGGCAGUAGCUACUGGAAACAAUUACAUUGUUUACAAUAAUAAGUUAUUCUAUCAGCGCAAAGCUCCGUACAUGUUGGGCAAAUGGUAUCUGACCAAUCCCUCAGGUGUCGGCUCAAAGAUUCCAGGUGCUAGUACAGAGUUCUCUUACAGUUACUCAGAUAAUCAGUACCUGGACUUUUCAGCUGAUGAAACUGGGCUGUGGGUAAUCUAUGCAUCAGAUAACAAUGGUAAGAUGGUCCUUGGUAAAUUUAAAUCUGACAGCUCUUCGAGCUUAGAGAGAACCUGGUAUACUGGCAUCUUAAUGGAGAUGGCGGGCAACGCUUUCAUGGCCUGUGGAGUCAUGUAUGCCACCAGACCAGUGGAUCCCAAGACUGAAGAGAUCUUCUAUGCAUAUGACACCAAGACCAGGGAGGAGAAGCACCUCAGCAUUCCUUUCCAGAAGUUCCAGGAGACAUACACCAACCUGCACUACAAUCCCACCGAUCAGAAGCUCUACAUGUACAACAACGGCUACUACGUCACCUAUAAUGUGAGAUUUAACAAAGAGUGA